Meloidogyne enterolobii is the source of this 3628-nucleotide messenger RNA. NCBI's taxonomy places the organism in Eukaryota, Metazoa, Nematoda, Chromadorea, Rhabditida, Meloidogynidae. The record is from the annotation of a GenBank genome assembly.
AUGCUGCUUGUUGGUCUCGUCAUGGAGGAUGGUUGUACUUGUGCAAUGGAACUGGAGUGCUCUACAUGGAUGGAACAAAUGGUGUUGGUGGUAGUCGGUGUGUGUGUGCUGCUGUUGGUGGUCUUCUGCUGCUGUUCAUGAUGGAUCACUGCGCAGAUGCUUCAUAAUCUGUUGAGAUGUGUUCAACGAUCUGGAGUGUUCUACAUGGACACUGGAGCAGAUGGAUGGUGGUAGUGGAUAUGCUGUUGGUGGCUCUGCUGCUGUUGGUGGUCUUCUGUUGGUGUUGCCACUGCGUGCUGCUGCUUCUGGCUGGGAUGGUCUUGUUCUUCAUUUGAGAAACUUUAUUAAUUCUCAACCGUUUGCAAUGGUUUUUGUUAGUUCUUCGUCUGAUUCUGAUUGCGUAUCUGAUUCAAGUAGUGAAGCAGAAUUUCGUCCACCUACAAGUCGUGCAAUUAAUACAGUUCGGCGACGAAUUUCACUGCGUUCUUCACCUAGGAAAUGUUCAUCGAUGAAAAAAUCGCGAAUUAGCCUUAGAAACCAAUCACAAAAUUCACCAUUAAAACGGAAGCAAAGUUCAUCACCCUCAAAACUUAUCCAGAAAAAUUCUAUCAAGUCAAAAACGCCCGUCAAAAAUUUGACAAAAUCGCCAUGCAUAAUAAAGGAUGAAAAGAAAUUUAAUUGUACAAACUCAAUAAAGGAGAAUGCUACAAAAGUUCAUUCCAACCUUUUACUAACACCAAAACAAGAACCCAUCAAUAAGUCUGACGAAAAGUCUAUUCAUGAAGCUAACUCUCCAAAGAUCAAGGAAAGUCCAUUAAAAGUUAAAAAAUUAUCGAAGCGUUACUUAAACGAAUUUGAGAAUGGGCAUAUAGAGAAGGCUGGUCAUUGUAAGAAGCGUAAACUGACAUAUUCAAAAGUGUCAUCUUCGGAAUUUGAACACACAAGGAAGAGACGAUCAUCAGCUUUUAAUGACAUUUUUACUACGGAAUCGGAUAAAAAAAUCUCACCUUUAAAAGAACAAAGAAUGGCAUUUUCUCCCCUAUUAAAUGAUUAUUCCAAUCCUUUUGAUGAAGAUGGUAAUGAUGAUGAACAACGAAAUUUAAAUAGAAGCAAAUACAAGCGUCGAAUGCGAGAUUUGGUUGACUUAUACCGAUUUUUAAAUCGUCCAGACAAUUAUGGAUUUUGUCGUAGGCCAGUUUAUCGGCCAUUUCUUCUCAGGAAUUUGUUCUAUAUGCGAAAGCAGCAACCGUGUGAUUUAUUUAUUGAUAAUGAAAGAUCUCUGAUGGAAAAUUCUUAUGAGAAGCAUCAACUCCAAUUAAGAACUGGUUCUCGUGCUUCUGAUAAAAUUCCAACAACAGUUAAAUUUACAUUGAUACGUAAUUACAAUUGUUUUGGCCAUAAAACUGCGCUUGUUCAGUGUUAUCAUGUAACUGAAUUAAAUAACAAAUUUAGUCAGCUAAAACGAAUCCCUUCUGCUAAUUUUGAAAAAGCCGUGAAUGAAAAGAUCAGUUCUUACAUUGAUAUAGACAUGUUAGAGGAGUGUCAAGGUGGCGUUCUUGAAGACAAGAAUUUGCGAGCUGAACAUUUUGUUGUACGCGUAGUUUUUCGGUUGGAGGACGCUGAAAUUGGAGGUCGUCAUCUUAGAAAGAUGGCUUCACGACAAUCAGGCGAAUCAUCAACAAAAUUUCUGCGCAAAAAUAGCUCAAAUGGUACUAGAGAAGUUGUAAUGUUCGGUUCAGUGCGUCUUUUCUCAAAUACUCCAGAACAUGGACUUCGUGUUUUAACAGGCGAAACUAGCAUUUUGUUAAGUACUGCCACUGAACUGGGUUUAGAUGAUUUGAGCACAAAAUCUUCAGCAAAUCAUGUAGCAAGAUUAAUACAUUUAUCUCGUAAUCGUAGUAGCAAAGGAUCUAUACCAUUCAUUCGUAUAAUUGCCUUAAACGAAGAAGAGGAAGAAGCAGAAACUGAAAAGGCAGAGUCUGAAAGGGAGAAGCGAGAAACGCCAAUACCUUCUAUAGGUGAUUCUUAUGCUGAAAGACGUUCUGUAGAUAGGAUGGUAAGCGGAUUACUUAAAAUGGAGAUGGAUGUGGCAGAUUCUACUACUUCACUUCUAACAAAUGAAGAAGGAAGAAAGAGUACAACUUCAGCAAAGAAUCGUCAACUUAUGCAAAAAGGGCUCCUGGAACUUCCCGAAAAGAUUAUCCUCAAGUUUAUGUUAAAUUCAUCCGACUCUUCAUCCUUAUCCUCCAACUCUUUGAUUUCUACUACGCGAAGCCAUCAAAAUACUAGAUCCAGGGAAAUUGGUACGUCAGGAAAUUGCAAUAACUUACGAUGGAAUGUGCCAAAGAUGCAUUUUUCGGACUCUUCAGCAACAGAAGAUCAACAUGGAACUGAAAAUAGUUCUUCUGACGAAAACUCAUUAAUCGGUCCCUCUACUCAUAAUGUCGAUUGCAGCAGCGAUACAACAAAAAUUCAAACAAAGGAUUCAAGUAUACAAUUUGCGUUGCGUGUUCUAUCAGUAUAUUCACCUUGUUUUUUCUGCAAAGCUAAACUUCGUUUAACUAAUUUAUGGACUUUGUAUAAGCACUUUAGAUUUAUGCAUCCGCGAAUUCUAGUCACAAACAAUCUUUCAUUACCCGGUUUUUCCAUAUCGUUGAAUACACACUUUGAUGCAUUAUUCGAAUUAACAUCGCUUCAGGGCAAAAUUAAGCGUGGAUGCUCAUCUAAAAACAAUUCGGUUCGAAAGUGUUCAUCUAAUAGUCGACCUGUUUGGCUAGUUACCAGGGAAUUGGCCAAAAAGAUACGCGUCAAUGAUGAGUUCCCAAUUGAACGUUUUACUGCAAUUGCGCAUGCUCAUUGCAAUGAAUUUGAAUAUCUUCUUAGCAUGGGUCGUUACGUUUUUGAAGUUCCAACAAAAAUUGAUCAACAAUGGCUAAUUCAAAGUGGAUCAAGGAAAUUGGAAGAUAUUACUGAUUUACACCCUGCUGAACGAAUCAUGAUGCAAAUGUGGAAUGCUUUUCUGCCAGGCAUUCACAUUACAAUGCUUGCACGAAAAAUGACUUACAAAGCUGCUCGAGUCUUUGUUGGUUAUCAUUGGCGUCAAAUUGAACAGCUGAAACUAAGAACUCAUUUUCUAUUGUUGCUCUCGACAUUACUGAAUGUAAAUGUAAUUGAUGAGGAAGAACGUUAUGAUCUUUUGAUGCGACUUGAUCCAAAUUAUGUUUUAUUUGAUGACAGCAGACAUUAUGUUACUCAGGAAUUGACAUUAUUAGAAAAGGAGAGAAGGAACAAUCAACGAGCGGGGUCUAUCGAUGAUGAGAGUGAAUAUUAUGAUUCUAAAGAGGAUGUGAGCAAACCGAAGAUUUCUAAAAAAGAGUCAAAAGCAAAUGACAAGGAUAAAAAAUGUUUUAGCAACUAUUAUAUUACCCAGCAAUCGCUGCUACCUUCCUUUGAAUUCAAUAGUUUGAUGGAUCUACGAAAUCGUUAUCCUUUUGCGAGUGGAAAACGUUUGGGAAAUAUCUGGAAAUUUAUUAGGCCGUAUGACUUCAAAGACUUUGCGUUGCAAAUAUCAACGGCAUCAAUCGCAAAGUGUUAAUUGUUAUUCAAACCUCAUUCCCAAACAAAUAUC